CUUCCAUACCCACCUUUGUUGAUUCACCAUGGUCUCCAUUGAGUUCAAGGCGAACCCAGUCUUUAUUUUCAUCUAUGUUGUCUUUCUUUUGCUCCAUGGCGGCCAUUACUGCUCUUCCCAAAGAGCUUGUCCGAGUUGUGGUUCAAUGGGGGUUCCUUAUCCUCUAAGCACUCACCCUGGCUGUGGUGACCCUGGCUACUCUCUUCGCUGUGAUUCUCAGUCACGUAAGCUUUACUUUGAUGCCUUGAAUGGAAGUUCUUACGUUGUUACUCGAAUCAUGGCUUCGUUUUACCGCAUGGUGGUUCAACCAUCGCCAUGGUUGCCUGGUCAAUGCGAGACUCGAGAUAUGGGUGUGAGUGAGGGCAUAUGGUUGAACCAAACGCUUCCUUUUAACAUCACAUCAUCGAACACAAUCUUUCUCUUCAAUUGUUCCCCACGCCUUUUGAUGUCUCCUUUGAACUGCACUCCCACCAGUCUUUGUCACCGUUAUCUGGAGAGCUCCGGACACGUGGAGGCCAAACGAGCAUUGCAGUGUGCUAAUGGGGUCGAUCCAUGUUGCAUGUUCGUCUCCGGGGGAAUGCCGUCGGCGUACAAAAUACGGCUUCACAGCUCAGGCUGCAAAGCUUUUCGAAGCAUCCUUCAUUUGGAUCCACAAAAGGCUGCUUAUGAAUGGGAAGAAGGGUUGGAAAUCCAAUGGGAUCCUCCACUUGAACCCGUUUGUAAAACCAAACUCGAUUGCCUUGGGGCUUCAAAGUGUUCACCUACUGCCUCAAAUGGCCUAUCUCGUUGCCUUUGCAACAAGGGAUACAAUUGGGACCCUGUUGUUGGAACUUGCUCGGGAAAGAAGAAGAGUAAAAGAGCCAGUGUUAGCUUGAAGGCGUCCAUUGGAAUGAUCUCCUUUUUCACACUAGCCAUUGUGGUUGCUGCAAUUACUUCAAGGAAACCAUGGAGGAAUUCUAAGCAGGCAAAGGCGAAGCUAAUGAAGGAAAGGGAAGACAUGUUGAAAUCAAGCAAUGGUGGGAAACCAGCCAAGAUAUUUAGGUUAAAAGAGGUGAAGAAGAUGACAAAUGAUUUCUCUCGAGACAGGUUCCUAGGAAGUGGUGGGUUCGGGGAGGUUUACAAAGGUGAGCUUCCAUGUGGGGAUAUUGUUGCUGUUAAGUCAGCCAAAGUUGGGAACAUUAAAAGCACACAACAAGUCCUCAAUGAAGUUGGGAUUCUGUCACAAGUCAACCACAAGAACCUGGUCAGACUCCUAGGUUGUUGUGUGGAAGCUGAGCAGCCAUUGAUGAUCUAUGAGUAUAUCUCAAAUGGGACCUUGAGUGAUCAUUUGCAUGGGAAGUAUCCCACCUUUUUAGACUGGAAAACAAGGCUGAACAUCGCUUUGCAAACGGCUGAGGCAUUGGCUUAUCUGCAUUCUGCAGCAUACACCCCUAUUUACCACAGGGAUGUCAAGUCCGCCAACAUACUUUUAGACGACGAGUUCAACACCAAAGUUUCAGAUUUCGGGUUGUCGAGACUGGCUAGCCCGGGUUUGAGCCACGUCUCGACAUGUGCUCAGGGGACACUCGGGUACAUGGAUCCUGAGUACUACAGGAACUACCAGUUGACAGAUAAAAGUGAUGUUUAUAGCUAUGGGGUGGUGUUGCUCGAGUUGCUGACUUCACAAAGGGCCAUUGAUUUCUCAAGAGAUCAAGAUGAUGUGAAUUUGGCUAUCUAUGUCAGCCAACGGGCCAGCAAUGGUGCAAUCAUGGAAGUUGUGGAUCAACAGCUUCUUAACAAGGAGCCCUCAGCUGAUGUGCUAAAGAGUUUUGAACUUUUCUCAGAGCUUGCAUUUUCAUGUUUAAGAGAGAAGAAAUCAGAUAGACCCGGCAUGAAAGAUGUUGUCCAAGAACUCCAUUGCAUCAUUCAAGCUAUGGAUCAAGUAAAUGUUGCUAAUGAGGUUAGCCUGGAGAUUAAAUAAAUGAAGAGUAAUAUUAUAUGAUUAUAUAUAUAUAAGCAAUUACUGAGUAUUCAUAUAUUAUGAUAUAGCAAAGGAAAAGUUGAGCUAUGGGGAAAAUGAUGCUGAGAGGGACAUUGGCUUUGACACAAAGGAAAAAUGUGGAUGCCAAAGAUGUAAAGUAAAGAUUGGGAUCAGAUUCUUGCUUUCUUUUAGAUGAUCAAAAGGGCUAUGAGACUGGAAUCUGUAAGGAUUUAGUAAGAAUAUCUAGCUGUGGACAUAAAGGAAAACAAGCUUUUUAGAAUUGGGAAAAGCAUCUGCUUAUAUAUAUAUAUAUAUACACAUAUUAUAUACAUAUACAUAUAUAUAAAGCUUUAAU
Molecule: messenger RNA, 2315 nt
Organism: Hibiscus syriacus
Lineage: Eukaryota; Viridiplantae; Streptophyta; Magnoliopsida; Malvales; Malvaceae
Product: wall-associated receptor kinase-like 20
Exons: 1
Coding region: 29-1960 (643 amino acids)
Biological process (GO): protein phosphorylation
Molecular function (GO): ATP binding; polysaccharide binding; protein kinase activity
Source: RefSeq, a predicted model, not a curated record